Molecule: messenger RNA, 3258 nt
Organism: Xenopus laevis (African clawed frog)
Lineage: Eukaryota; Metazoa; Chordata; Amphibia; Anura; Pipidae
Gene: tdo2.L
Product: tryptophan 2,3-dioxygenase L homeolog
Biological process (GO): L-tryptophan catabolic process
Molecular function (GO): L-tryptophan 2,3-dioxygenase activity; metal ion binding; heme binding
Source: RefSeq, marked provisional
GCACAAUACAUCCCAUAGUGACACAAUGAGUGGCUGUCCUUUUAUGGCAAAGAAACAUCAUUUUACUUUCAGUGAACUCUCUUUGGAAGACAAACAUGAAGACAAUUCCCAAGAAGGAUUGAACAAAGCCAGUAAAGGAGGACUCAUAUAUGGGGACUAUCUACAACUUGAUAAAGUACUGAAUGCUCAAGAACUGCAGAGUGAAAAGAAGGGAAAUAAAAUCCACGAUGAACACCUGUUUAUAGUCACACAUCAAGCCUAUGAAUUGUGGUUCAAGCAGAUUCUUUGGGAACUAGACUCUGUUCGAGAAAUCUUUCAAAAUGGCCAUGUAAGAGAUGAAAGGAACAUGCUUAAGGUUGUUGCUCGCAUCCACCGCAUUUCCAUGAUACUAAAGUUACUGGUUGAGCAAUUCUCUGUUCUCGAAACAAUGACGGCAAUGGACUUUUUUGACUUUAGGGAUUACUUGUCCCCAGCCUCUGGUUUUCAAAGCUUGCAGUUUCGGCUGUUGGAAAAUAAAAUUGGUGUCCCUGAAAUCCUACGAGUUCCGUACAACAGACGACAUUAUCGUGACAACUUCAAAGGAGAAACAAAUGAAUUACUUCUUAGAUCUGAGCAAGAACCAACACUACUGGGACUUGUGGAGGCAUGGCUUGAAAGGACACCAGGGCUGGAGGAGGAAGGAUUUCAUUUCUGGGGAAAGCUUGAAGUUAAUAUAUUUCGGGCACUAGAGGAAGAACUUCAAGCAGCAAAGACCAAGCCAGAUUCAGAAGACAAGGAAGAACAUUUGGCUGAACUUCAGAAACAAAAGGAAUUAUUUGGUGCUUUAUUUGAUGAGAGACGUCAUGAGCAUCUGCUCAGCAAAGGAGAAAGAAGACUCUCAUAUAAAGCCCUCAAAGGAGCAUUAAUGAUCAAUUUCUACAGGGAGGAGCCACGGUUCCAGGUUCCAUUUCAGCUUCUCACUUCUUUGAUGGAGAUCGAUACCUUGAUGACUAAGUGGAGAUAUAAUCAUGUAUGCAUGGUGCACAGAAUGAUUGGGAGCAAAGCUGGAACUGGAGGCUCUUCUGGAUACCAAUACUUGCGCUCAACUGUGAGUGACAGAUACAAAGUUUUUGUGGACCUAUUUAACCUUUCGACAUAUUUAGUGCCACGACACUGGGUACCUCGCCUGAAUCCGAGCAUUCAUAAAUUUCUGUACACGGCUGAAUGCUGCGACAGCUCCUACUUCAGCAGUGAUGAUUCUGACUAAAAUUUCUGCUCUAAAAAAUACAAGGAUAUUUUGUGCCACAUAAAAAGUAUUACAGCAUAAAUGGAAGAAUCAACGUUUUUUUUAAAAAGGAAAUUAUGGUGCAGAUUUAUCAGAGGUUUUCAAUUUCUUAUCAGGCUUCCCAGACAUUCGAUAUGUGCAAACAUUGUUUGGAAAUGAUCUAACUGGCCAAUCCAGUUAAUAGGCCACUUUGAUCAGUUCAAACAAUAUACAGUUAUCAUUAUAUUUGUAUAAUAGACAUGCUAUCACAGACCAGCCACAGCAAUAGCUGUCAAGGUAUUGAAUCCUAUGCAAAGCUACAAGCAAUGAUACAUUGAAAACAAAAAACACUUGUGAUAAAUAUUGAUUGAUAUUUAUUAAACUAGUGCUUUCUCAGCAUAUCACAAUGAAUUCAGAAGAGUUCAUAUGGAAUAAAUUAAAUUCACUAUCACUGUGAGCAUACAUCAGAUUGCCCCCAAUAGGAGCACACAAGCAAUGUGCUGUGGAAGGUGGAUUUCAUUACUUCCUCACAAUAAAGGCUUAUUUAUGAUUGCUUGAGCAAUCAUUUACUAAAGUCACGCAUGAGUUUCUGAAUGUAUGCGUGGUUUCUGCUCCAGUUCCCUUGGAUUGUUGCGAGUGGGGUUUUUUCCCUGAGUGGGCUUUUUUUGGCAGCUUUUAGGUGCUGAACUUUUAAUCUUCUUCCAAACCCUGCUCAGGAAAAAAACCCGCUUGGCAACAAGCUAAAGCAAUUGGAGCAGAAAUCAUGUGUAAGUUCAGGUUGGCAGUGGGUUUUUCUCCGCUGGCAUUUUUCUGCCUGCUUAAGGGUUCAAGCAACUCUAUAAUGAUUUUUGAUAAAAACAGCACCUAUUUAUUGUCAGCGAGUUGUUACAUAGGUAUGGAAAUUGUUGUAAGUAUAUGUUAGUAUAUAACCAUGUUAUAUGUAUCUUAUCUUCGACAUAUAGGGGGAAAUUUACUAAAGGGCGAAGUGGCUAACACUGGCGAAAAUUCACCAGUGUGACGUCAUUUCGGCACUUCGCCGAUUUACGAACGGUAGUUGGCGUAAAUUCGAUGGUGUAAUUUCGCCAAGGAGAUAGACUCUGGCGCAACUUCGCCCUCUAACGCCAGGCAAAUUUUCGGUAGUGUUACUACGCAAAUUCACUAAGUUUUUGAUAUUACUGCAUGUUACCUCCAUCGCCAGACUUGCUUUCGCCACCUCAGACCAGGCGAAGUAGAUAGGACUUCCUCAAAAAAUAGUCGUUUUUCUAAGUCCUAAAAAACGCUGGCAUUUUUUCCUUUUUAAAGGGUGAUAGACUGAAAAAGAUCGUAAAUUUUUUUUGGGGUACCCUCCUUUCCCCCUACAUUUGCUAACAUAUGGCACCUAAACUAAACUGUGGGCACAUGUGUAGGGCAUUAUAACAACUUUAUAUAAUUUUAUUAAGGUUCCCUGGCCUUGUGUAGUGUAAUGUAUUUGCUGCAGCAUAUACAUCCAUUGCACUUUAACUGCACGCCGUAUGCUAAUUAGCCAUUGCUAGCGUAACGUUGAACUGCUGAGCGUAAUUUUGCCAGCGUUCGUUACCCUGUGCACAAUUUUGGAUCUUCGUAAAUUAGCGUUGUCCAGGCGAAUUAGCGGCUGGCGGAGUGUUUUGCGAUGUGUGCGAAGCUAGCGCUGGUGAAUUUUCGCCGGUUAGUGAAUUUGCCCCAUUGUUUGUGAAUAGCAGGGAUGAUAAACCCAUGGCCCUCCAGAUGUUAUGAACAGCAACUCCCAGUGUUCACAAACACCCAAGGGUUGGGAUUUGGAGUUGAAGUACAACCCAUCUUGGGAGAGAUCAGAUGGAAACUAUACUGAAGGACUGUAAAUAAAUAUAUAUAAUAUUCUAUCAAUAACUUAAAUUGCCUAUUUAUAGUACAUAAAGCAUUCCUAAACAUGGAAAUUUAUACUCAGUGCUAAAGUGUAUUUCAACCGAUUAAAACUGUAUAUUUGCUAUUUGGUUUUAAAUAAAAACUAUACAAAUGUA